Raphanus sativus (radish) is the source of this 1493-nucleotide messenger RNA. RefSeq lists its product as uncharacterized. The transcript is spliced from 6 exons. The coding region runs from base 39 to 1415 and encodes 458 amino acids. Lineage: Eukaryota; Viridiplantae; Streptophyta; Magnoliopsida; Brassicales; Brassicaceae. The record is from RefSeq and is a predicted model, not a curated record.
CGUCUCUAACUCCUUUCCCAUUCCUCUCUCCUCCGAAAAUGGUUCGCCAGCGCAUGCUUACUGCUCACUACAGGGAGAUAUUCGGUGAGCCUGGUAGUCAGUUAGACCCGCCAGGUUCUUCUUCAGGUGCCGGCGGUUCAGGUUCUUCAGAUCAGGAGUCUGUUCCCGAGACUCAGCAUUUCUUCCCUCCGAUUCCUCCUCCGAUGGCUCAGCCUCAGCCGAUGGCUCAGCCGAUGGCUCAGCCGAUGGCUCAACCGAUGGUUCCUCCGAUGGCUCCUCCGGUGCCUCCUCCGAUGGCUCCUCCUGAGAUCCCCGCCGCUGUUCAUCCCGAUCUCAUGGUGCCACCUACUGUUCCGUUCUCGCAGUACACUGUCGAGGAUAUUCUUGGUAUGCCAGGCAGAGCUGGUUUACCAAUCAUAGACCCCGACAGACCCGACGGGACUUUAUGGUUUGGGGUUGACAAUUCCCUUGCGACAGAUGUAACCGAGACGAUUAAAGGUUACUUCUCCAUGGCGCAUCCAAACUGGAAAUUGACGCCGAUCUACAUCCGAAAGACGUGGUUCAAGAUUUACGCUCAAAAGUAUCAUUGGUCCAUCGGGGUCAGUGAGAGAGUGAGGAAGGCGUUUUACGAAAAGGCGCAAGUUCGCUUGUCGGACACGGUUUGCAACUGGAAGGGUGCCUGGAUCGUCAAGGGGUACACCCGUGGCAAACCCGCUGAGCUUACCACGGAUGUUUGGGACGGCCUCAUCCGUUACUGGAAGGAUCCUAACUCCAUUAGGAUCGCAAACAUUUGUGCUGCCGCCCGUAACACGGUAGACGAGCACGGUAACGGCCCGAUGCUACACUCUACGGGCCAAAAACCACAUGCCGGUGUCCGUUUGAAAAUGGCCAAAGAGUUGGGACGUCUCCCGACUCUUCCGGAACUUUACGAGCGGACCCACAAAAACAAGGCGGGCCAGUUUUUAGAUGGCAAGUCCGAGCAAAUCUACAACAACGUAAUUGCUCGGGUUGAGGAGCGCCAGACUCAGCUGACCCAGCAGUCCGGCGACGGAUUACCAGUUACCUUAUCCACAACUGAAGUGGAUAAGAUUUACGAGGAGGUUGUCCCUAAGAAAAAGGGACGUACGUUGGGGAUCGGUUCCGUCAAUGAUGUCCCGAGAGCGACAUCAUCUUAUGCUCAGAGACAGACCGAAGAAGUCACUCAGUUGCGUUCCGAGCUGGGCGCGACCAAAAGCCGUGUGAGUGGACUCGAAGCCUUCAUCGACGUUAUAGCGUCCACAAAUCCGGAAUGGGAAGCUUUGUUGAGGAACAUGAAACAACAAAAUCCCAUUCCAGGCGAGUCAUCGGGCACACAUAACGAGGAGGAUGUUACGAGGAGGAGCGAGGAAUUCUACGAGGCGAUGAACGAGCCUUAGUUUUUUUAGUUUUUUUUCGGUUUAUGUAUUAUAAAAUCCAAAACUUAAUUAUAUAUAAAAUAUUUUGUUGCUUGUGAA